Spodoptera frugiperda (fall armyworm) is the source of this 1885-nucleotide messenger RNA. Its product is annotated as facilitated trehalose transporter Tret1-like. The record is from RefSeq and is a predicted model, not a curated record. The coding region runs from base 322 to 1773 and encodes 483 amino acids. Gene Ontology annotation, cellular component: membrane. The transcript has 8 exons. Gene Ontology annotation, biological process: transmembrane transport. Lineage: Eukaryota; Metazoa; Arthropoda; Insecta; Lepidoptera; Noctuidae. Gene Ontology annotation, molecular function: transmembrane transporter activity.
GAUUCAUUAUAAAUAGAAAUCAUCUCUAUGUAACAGACGUGUCAUUACUAAAUUGACUAUUUUAUAUUUAAAAAAACGCGAAUAAAUAUGUAUUUUUUUUCAACCUGCGUAAAAAUAGCAAAUUGCUGUGUGUGUGAAGUGAUGUAGGUACGAGUAUAUGUGAAAAACUAUGUAACUGCUUGACAUAUUUUGAUGAGGUGUCUAUAUAAUGAUUGUAAAGUAAUACUUGAAGGAUGUUUUGUUUAUAGACGAUUUAUUUUGUAGUUAUGAAUAAUUAAAUAGUGGUUUGGAUUAAGCGUGUGUGAAAUAUUUUUUAUCAAAAUGUCACAAAGUCACAGGAUGCAGUAUUUGGCGGCAUUUGCCGUGUCAAUAGCUACGAUGACGACGAGUACUGCCUAUUUCUGGACUGCCCCCAUCCUGCCAAAGUUCCACAAUAAUGAGACCAGUAUUGUAAUAUCGAAUAGCGAGAUCUCGUGGGUGGUGGCGAUAAUAUCGCCAGGCAUGGUCACAGGCAGCCUGGCCGCUAGCGGAGUGUCAGACAAGUUCGGCAGGCGAGUCACUCUACUUGCUAGUGCUUUGCCUUUCAUUGUUGGCACGGUGUUCGUGUUGCACGCAACUAAACCCUGGUUGCUAUACAUCGGCAGGUUUUCGUGGGGACUUGGGUCCGGCAUGAUUACUACCGUUACAAGCGUAUAUCUAUCAGAAAUAGCAGACAAAGAGAUCAGAGGUACUCUAACAGCUGGCACAAGGUUCAUGUUCAGUUUUGGAGCUCUCCUAAUGCUGGCAAUAGGGUCCUUCGUGUCCUAUCAAGUACUAAGCUACUUCCUAAUAGUAAUGCCUAUUUGCUACUUCCUAGCCUGUUGGCGGAUCCCUGAAACUCCUUAUUAUUUGCUCAAAGAAGGCAAGGUGGAUGUUGCGAGGAAAGAGUUGUUGAGACUCAGUGGGAGUAAGAAUGAAAAGAUGAUCGACGAGAAGUUAUCCCAAAUGCGGUCAGAUGUGAGGAAGGAGAUGCAGCGGUCUAGUUCAGUAAAGGAACUGCUUACUGGGAAACAGUAUAGGAAAGCUGUCAUAGUAACUGCUGGUCUUCGAUUCACCCAACUCUUCGCUGGCAGUAUCCCGAUCCAACAGUACAUGGGUCGCAUCAUUCAACAAAGCAACUGCGGCUUACCAGUUUCAACGGCCCUCAUUAUUUUCGGAGCAGUGAGAUUUGCAGUCGGUUUGAUAUCGCCAAUGAUCGUUGACAGGGUGGGCCGUCGUCCACUGCUCAUCUACUCCUACUUAGGCUCCUGCGUGAUGCUGGCAAUGGUCGGAGUCUACUUCUUCCUCCAACAAGUCAUUGGCAUCGACGAUGAAUCUUCAAACCCAUUCCGUUUCGUCGUAUUUUUAGGGAUUAUCAUUUCUAUAGUUAUAUCUAGUGUAGGUUUUGAUACUUUAAUAUUUAUAAUUCCGUCAGAAAUCUUCCCUUUAAACGUAAGAUCAGUUGCAAUGACCGUGUUGAACAUUUUUUCUGCUUUCAUAACUUUUAUUGUAGUGAAAGGGUAUCAACCAAUGGAGGACUGGACGGGGCUGUAUGGAGUAUUUUGGUUAUACGCUGUCAUGGCGUGCACUGGAGCUAUAUUUACAUAUGCUAUCGUUCCAGAAACGAAAGGAAAAAGUUUGAGAGAAAUACAAGUGGAAUUGCAAGGUGAUAUAUAUGAUACACCUGAUGAUCAGAACGAACAAGAUGAAGUAGAGAUCAACGAAAACACGGAAUUAAAAGAUAUCACGAGAUGAAUUAUGUACUGACUUUUAGAUUGAUUUAAAACCUGUUAGUAUCUGAUGCUAGAUAUUGGCAAUUAUGGAUUAAAAAAAGUUGAAGCUUUAAAUAAAAUGUUUUAUUAAAAGA